This is a messenger RNA of Elgaria multicarinata webbii, 1515 nucleotides long. RefSeq names its product vomeronasal type-2 receptor 26-like. Gene Ontology annotation, molecular function: G protein-coupled receptor activity. Lineage: Eukaryota; Metazoa; Chordata; Lepidosauria; Squamata; Anguidae. Gene Ontology annotation, cellular component: plasma membrane. The transcript has 5 exons. The coding region runs from base 1 to 1515 and encodes 504 amino acids. Gene Ontology annotation, biological process: G protein-coupled receptor signaling pathway. The record is from RefSeq and is a predicted model, not a curated record.
AUGUCCGAGAUCAACCGGAAUCCCAGGCUCUUACCCAACAUCACCCUGGGCUACGACAUCCAUGACAGCUAUUUUGAUGCCAGAAUGACAUCUGAUGCCUUGUUAGACUUGCUCUCUCCUGGGCAGGCCAACAUUCCCAACUACCAUUGUGGAAGACAAAAUCACCCACUGGUGGUUCUUGAAGAAUCUGCCUCUGACAUCUCCAUGCAGAUUUCAACCAUGUUGGGCAUCUACAAAGUCCCACAGCUUGACCCUUUCCUGAGAAACCCCCAGUAUUAUAAUACUACAAUCAUGGAUGGAAUGUAUUGGGAUGAAAAUGGAGACCUGGCCGCUGAUUUUGACAUCGUGAACUGGGUGGUCUUUUCCAACUGGACUUUCAUUGGAGAGAAAUUUGGGAGUCAAGAAAGAUGGGGGUCCACAGAUCUGAAGUUCACUAUAGACCAGGACACCAUGGUGUGGCCCCAACGGCUCAACAAGCCCCUGCCUCUUUCCAGGUGUGUGGAAAGCUGUCGCCCUGGAUUCGUGAAGGUGGUCCAGGAAGGAAGGCCAGGAUGCUGCUAUGACUGCACUCCAUGUGCGGAAGGGACCAUCUCCACCCAGGAAGAUGCAGACCAUUGCACCAAGUGUCCAGACGCUCAGCAUCCAAACAAGGACCAAAAUGAAUGUAUCCCAAAAGUUACAGUGUUCCUCUCCUAUAGAGAAUAUUUGGGGAUCAUCCUGGCUUCCUUUGCCCUAUUCUUGUCCGUAACAACAGUUUUUGUGUUAGCAAUCUUCAUUAAAUUCCUACAAACUCCAGUAGUGAAAGCCAACAACCGGGACCUCUCCUUCAUCCUCCUCAUCUCCCUCCUGUUUUCCUUCUUGUCCUCCUUUCUCUUCAUUGGCCAGCCAAGGAAAGCCACCUGCCUCCUCCGACAAACAACCUUCAGCAUCAUCUUCUCAGUUGCCGUCUCUUCUGUGUUGGCCAAAACAAUCACUGUGGUGCUGGCCUUUCUGGCCACAAAGCCAGGGAACAGGGUGAGGAAAUGGCUGGGGAAGAGUUUGGCCAACUCCAUUGUCAUUUCAUGUUCCAGUGUCCAAGUAGUCAUCUGCACCACCUGGCUGGGAGUCUCUCCACCCUUUCCAGAUUCUGACAUGCACUCCCAGCCUGGACAGAUCAUCCUGCAAUGCAAUGAAGGGUCUGUCGCCAUGUUCUAUGCUGCCCUUGGCUACAUGGGCUUCCUGGCUGCCAUCUGCUUCACGGUGGCCUUCCUUGCCAGGAAGCUGCCUGGGUCCUUCAAUGAAGCCAAGCUGAUCACCUUCAGCAUGCUGGUCUUCUGCAGUGUCUGGGUCUCCUUUGUGCCCACCUACCUGAGCACCAAGGGGAAAUACAUGGUGGCCGUGCAGGUCUUCUCCAUCUUGGCCUCCAGUGCUGGGCUCCUGGGCUGCAUCUUCAUUCCCAAGUGCUACAUUAUUAUCCUGAGGCCUGAGCUGAAUACAAAGGAACAUCUAACAACAAAAAUGAAAGAUGGCAUGUGA